Messenger RNA from Chara braunii, 1736 nucleotides. The record is from the annotation of a GenBank genome assembly. Lineage: Eukaryota; Viridiplantae; Streptophyta; Charophyceae; Charales; Characeae.
GUCGGGUGGUGUUCAGUGGGGACUCUUGGAACUCCCAGACACGAAGGGGAGGGGGCAUGUUCUGUGAGGGAUUAUCAACGACCGACUGAAGUGGAUCGGCACAGCCGCGGGAAGCGAAGCACUGUCGUGCCCCCCACAUGGACGUGUCGAUGUCAACAACCGUGGCGGAUUACUGGGAUGACAAUGAGAUGUUCAUCGUCCUCUUCGUCAUCAUGCAAUGGAUCAACCGGAGAAACGUCGCCGCCAUGGGCGUCCUUCAAGCUGCAGCAACAGUGUCGUUGUUUGGUUCGGAGAUUUCGUCCGUGCUCUUCCAUCUGGCCGGUGCGGUGAUGCACAGCGUGUCGUUGGCAUCUUGCAUUCCCGACGAAUUGGGUGCGAGGUUGGACCGGCGGCGGCGAAUAUGGGUGAUCGAACGCAGCGGGGGGUUGUGGAAGGAUCUGCAGAGGGUGGGAGUGGAGCACGACAAAGUGUUUAAGCGAUUUUGCAGGUUGCCGCGGCCUGUAUUCAACGACGUGCUCGCCCGAAUUGGCCCUCAUAUCCAGCGCCAGACGACGAACUGGAGGCAGCAUGUCCCAGUCGGCCAGAAAUUCGCUUGCGCUCUCAUCAGGUGGGCGACGGGAGGUUUCUACAGGCAGACAGCGCAUGGGCUGGGGUUGGGUUUGUGCAGCGGUCUUCGGAGUAACGAGGACGUGGCAGACGCUUUGAUAAGGGAGUACGGCAACAUUAUCUCGUUUCCGACAGGAGGGAGGAUGGAGGAAGUGCUUGUUGCCUUCGAGAGAAAGGGUUUCCCAGGGUGCAUGAGAGCCAUAGACGACACUCACAUAUACCUAGAAAAACCGAAGAACGAGCGGUCGGAGUGUUACGGGGCAGUACUCCGUGCAAGCCCAAGUGGUGUGCGACCACGAAUGCCGCAUAUAGAUGGUCGUUAUGUGGGCCGUUACGUGCUUGGUGAUGAAGGAUACCCAUUGCUGUCGUGGAUAAUGAUUCCUGUCGGCAACAAGGAAGGCGGGAGAAUGGCUGCGGAAGUGACGUACGACGAUUGUCACACUUCGGCGCGGUCAUGUAUCGAACGGACAUUCGGGCGAUUGAAGUCCGUUUGGAGACAUUUCAUCCGCCGUCAGAUUGGCAACAUGAAGACUCUGUUGAAAGAGUUCAUGGCGAUCUCCAUUCUCCACAACAUCAUGGUUGAUGCAAGGGUCAUCAUUGAUCCGGACCUGCUGUCCGAUGACAGCGAUGAUGACCGGAGUGAUGCGGAGAGCCAGCCACGUCGGCGAAGACGCGUCCACGCUGGAGGACAGCCGCCGCAGCCUCCGCCGCCUGAAGAAGAUCCUACAUACGGCGGACAGCUGGCGGGGGAGAUUAGGGAGAGUUUGAUUAGUCACGUGAGCAAUCACGCACGUGUGCACGGCGGUCCGCCGCCUAAUCCAUGGGGGCGGUAAUGGAAUUUUUCUUUUCUUUUUUUUAGCUCUUGUGCCCGGUGCGUUCCAUUUUAAUAAUUACAGACUUUCUUAUAGAACUCUCUCUCUCUCUCUCUCUCUCUCUCUCUCUCUCUCUCACACACACACACACACACACACACACACACACACACACACACACACACACACACACACACACACACACACACGUGUGUGUGUGUGUGUGUGUGAUCGAUUGCAAUGAAAGUUUGUAUAUAUCGACACARCAGGCAUGGGAGAGGGAGGGAGUGAAAAUCCCAAUGAAAUCAUAGUUUCAGA